AUAGUCAAUUUUGUAGAGCAAUCGAGAUUGUAUGUGAAAUUCGUUGUCGUUUUAUUUUUGUUAGUUUUCGCUAAUAUUUAGUCAAUAAUACGUUUUGUAGUGAAAAAAAUAAAUAAAACAAAAUGUAUUUUGAGUGAGUGAAAUGGCUUUUCGGGACUUUAUGGAGUUGAAGUCUUGGCUGCAAUAUUUUGAUCACUGAACGUGAAGGACAAGAAAGGAUCACCAUGGAAAAUAAACAAAUGCAGGACAAGUGGAAGGCUUUGGCUACCAUUAAAUCUUUUGAUUUAGGGAUAACUCAAAACAGUAGCCACCAGCCAGUUUUUCAUCAGAGCUUAGAGCAGAUCGAAGUAAUCAAUUCUGCGGCAACCACCCCCAUCAGUCUACUCGUCCAAUCCCUCGUCAAACAACUAUGUUCACUCUUGGAGAAAGACAACAUCAGAGCCAACCAACUCUACAACACAAUAUGCGAAAAGUUACACAGCAUGAACCUCAUAGAUGACUCCUAUGCCAUGGGAGAAUUUGAAGCAAUGAGGAGCCAAUACCAACGUGCCUUAUACCAACUCGUCGCUGUCGCCAGUGGCUCCGAAAUUCCCAUCACUCUCCCAGCAACCUGGCCCAUAGUCCAACCAUCAGGCCUCGAGUGGUCCAGAUACCAUCGCGAAUUCGAAGAACUGUUCUUCAUAGCUGGUGGGGGCUUUGGAAGCGUUUUCAAAGCCAAACACAGAUUGGAUGGUGUUGAAUAUGCUGUCAAAAAGGUCUAUAUAAAAUCAUCAGACGUUGAUUCCAUUAUGACACAUUUGGCAGAAGUAAAAACUAUCGCCAGUCUCAAUCACCCCAACAUAGUGAAUUAUAAAGCGGCUUGGCUGGAACCAAUGAUAGAAUCCACUGUGAAGAAGAAGCGAAAAUUCAAAAUGGACACAGACAGCGAAGAUUUUAGUAUUAACUCAAACUUAAUAUCAUCUGCUCAUCCAAACAUAAUAACAUCUUUCAAAACGCACAACUCUAAAGAGCUGAUUAACCAUGAAAGUUUGUCGGACUUUGUCAUUUCAUUCCAAAACUCUAACAGUUAUACAAGUUCUAAAGAAGACCUGGAAGAGUCUGAGUUUAUAUCGGACGAAGAAACCCCAUCGCCACAAGAUGACAAUGCCGUAUGCAACUUAUUCUCGAGCAAGGAGUUCGAGAACUGCUCUCGAGUGAACCUGAAAUGGGCGACCUUGUACAUUCAGAUGACAUUCUGCCAACAGACGCUAAAACAGUGGUUAGAUGAUAGAAACCAGCAUAUGACUGCCAGUAGGAAAGGGUCUGAGGAUAUAACUCUGCAUCACUGCGAUUCAUCGGAGUCUGCGUGCCUUGAAUCUCACGAUAUGACUUAUCCAGUGGCUUGGACGCAUAUUGAUGUUCUGAUAGACAUGUUCACGCAGUUGGUGAAGGGAUUGCACUACAUACAUUCUAGAGGGAUCAUCCAUCAUGAUAUAAAGCCUAGUAAUGUGUUUGUGGCUCAGAGUGAGGGUGGUGUGACCGUCCAGCUGGGUGAUUUUGGAUUGGCUUGUCCAUUACAGCAGUCUCACAGCGGUUUGGCUUUGGGAACUCAUUUAUACGCCGCGCCGGAGCAGUUGGACGGCCAGUGUAAUCCUAAGAGCGACAUGUACAGCCUGGGUAUCAUUCUCCUGGAGAUGGUGGAGCCCUUCAGCACAGACAUGGAGCGCGUGAAAACCAUCACAGACCUUCGGAAAGGCCAGAUACCAGCACAUUUGACCGCCAACUAUCCCAAGAUAGCACAUAUUAUAGGCAAACUGGUCCAAAGGAGACCAGCAAAAAGACUUGAUACUGCCCAACUAUUGGAAGAACUGAAGAAUUUAGCUGAAAAUAAGGAUGAUACUAUUAAGAAUUUAAGAGAAGAAUUAGCGGCAAAAGACGAUGAGAUUGCCCAGUUGAAACUAAUGCUGGCCAAGUUCAAUUAUAAGUCUUGAAGGCCAUGUGGGUACCAUUGUUCAUAAAUCUCAUUACAAAUUGUGAAAAAAGAAUGUUAAAAAUAAACUUAAAAAAAAUGGCAAAAUGUAAUAUUUCUU
This is a messenger RNA of Spodoptera littoralis (African cotton leafworm), 2069 nucleotides long. Lineage: Eukaryota; Metazoa; Arthropoda; Insecta; Lepidoptera; Noctuidae. The record is from the annotation of a GenBank genome assembly.